GGGUCGCGCGGGUUAGAGCUGACGUGCGUGAGCAGUGCAGAAUCAAUUCUGCCACCGAAUCUUCAGGAACAGUUACAGAUACAGCAUCAGUUCGACCUUGCGAGUCAGUUCCCAGCGUCUGUGGCUGGACGGUCCAGGCAGAGACCCUGGGUUUCCUGUGUUUGCUCUGCGUCAAGGUUUGAUGCAAUCGAGGCACGUGGAUGGAGGAUUUUUCUGGAUUUUUCACUGCAGACCGGAUGCAGACUCUUGCGGUAUAACAGCUGUCGGAGCACUGGAAAGCAUGCAUGCAGUCUGCCAGAAUGGUAUCACUACAGGCAGACUGGAUGGAGACUGUUUCUGGAUUUUCAUCUACUCCUUUUUGGUCUCGGACGUACUUACAAACUGAGAGUUGAGAACAAAGACAUCGAUUGACGCGCCGUGCGAAGAUACAUUUGAUGCUAAGUCCUCCUGCCGUAACUGCUGAAUGCUUUUGGCAACCACAAUGCCACCGUUAUUCAGCAGUUGCGCCAGGACAAACACCCUGAGGAUCCGAUAUUGAAAAAAAUCAAUCCUGAUCAAUCCUGAUCAAUAAUAUUGAAAAUGAUUUUUUUCAAUACCAGGAAAAUAUGUUUUUCAAUAUCGAGGAUUGAAAGAAAAGAUCAAUAUUUCCAAUCAAUAUCGAUCAAUAGCAUGAUCAAUAUCAUAUAGUAGUAUCAUCAGCAAGUCAAGACCAUCAUCAGUCUUCAGCUACAAUUGUCAGAUCCAUUUUUCAAGCAUGUAGGGGGCCAUUAGAGGCAUUCACAACGCGCAAGCUUCUAUUUCAUACUCAUAUGUGCCAGAGCUGUUUUUGCUUAUAGCAGGUUUAAACUCAUUGCCUGGUCUGGGCCUGAAAGAAGGCCAUUCUUCAAAGUUUUGGGGUUUCAGCUGGUGUGUUGUGGGCUUGAAAGAUCAAUCAUCUUCAAGGGAUUUGAAUCUGAGGAUUUUCAGCUUGCUAGGGCUUGAAAGAAAGCCAUGACAUCCAAGGGUGGAGCACGCAGGUCAUUGGUGCCACCAGUGGACUUGGAUGCUUUGCGAAAAAUUUUUGAGACAGCUGUGGCCACCCAAGGUGCUGAUGCUUUUAAACUUGGUGACUAUCAGGAGAAAAGUGUAAGCACAGCUGUGAGCUCUGCAGGUUUGCACCACAAUGCAAAGUAUGUCAAGGAGUUCUACAAAAUCUCAGAAGGAGAAAUUCCCUCUGGGCAGUUGAAGCAGUGCAUCCUCAAAUAUGGGUACACUCACAACGACAGUGAGUGGAAGGAUGACCUGUGGGCAGGCAAGUUUGCAAGUCAAUUUGUCUGCUUGCUCAGCCAUGUGAGAAGACUGAAAAGAGACUCUUCGAAACUAAGGCAGUGCCUGCAGGGAGCUACAGGGGCUGAAAGGCAAUCCAUUCUUGAAAUUGUGGAUUUGCCAGAUGCUUGCAAGAAAGCAGCCCCAGGUCCUGAGGAUGACCAGGCCUGCAAGAAGGCCAAAGCUGCCAAGGAGACUUCUUCUGCGAAAGCUGCAGAGGCUGGUGGCCAAGGAAGUUCCAGCUCUGCUUCUUUGAAAGAACCCGAGGAGCAGGCCUGCAAGAAGGCCAGAACUUUGAAACUACAAGUUUCAGAUGUUUCUGUGGACUCCCAUGGCUGGCCAGCCAUUCUCAAUUCUCCAAAGGCUGCAAAAGAAGAAGAAGAAGUGAAAGAUUGCUUUUCCAGAAACAUGACAAUUCUGGAAAAAAUGAGGGUAAGCUGCAAGGAGCAGCUGGAUAAAGCUGCACAAGAGGCAGCCCAAGAGUUGGUUGAGAGCAGACCAGGGCUUGAAAGAAGGUCAGAAAUCCAAAAAAAGCCAGCCAGCAAAGAAUGCAAAAAAAAGCCAGCUUCGAAGAAAGCUUCCUUUCCCAAGGCAAAAAGCUUAAGGCCUGAAAGAAGGCCCACAGAGAAGCAAGGACCAAAAAAAGAAGCAGCACCACAGCCAGAACCAUUGGUGGCAGCAGAAGGGCCAAGGCCUGAAAGAAGGCCAUGGUCAGCAGUGAAAAAAGUCAUGGGCAAGGACCAAGCCUAUCUCAUGGGCCUUUUUGGAAGAGAUUGGAAGCUCAUCAUUGGCUGCACCAAAAGAAUGGGAAAGAUUUUCCCAGGUGGGCAUCACGCUGUGAUUUUGGAGCUGGAAAAGCAUCGACCAGGGGAGGAGGAUUGGGACACUUUCAGGCAAGAAGCCAGGGGCAAGAGGGGAAGGGAAGCGAGAAAGGCUUUGAGGGCCAGAGACCCUGAAGUCCAAGCCAGGAAAGAGAAGGGCCUGAAAGAAGGCUUUAAGGAAGACAAGCAGUUGCUGGAAGAGAAGGCAGCCUUCUUGGAAGAGAAGGCUGCAUGGCUCAGCAAGCAGGAGAUGAGCCCCAGCCCUGCCAGAGGGGUUGUCCUGCAGGAAGGGCCAGGGGCCAGGCCUGAAAGAAGGCCAAAAAGGAAGGACAGCAGCAGCAGCAGGCCUGAAAGAAGGCCAAAAAGGAAGGACAGCAGCAGCAGCAGGCCUGAAAGAAGGCCUAAACAAAAAGCCGGCAGAUCCUCCUCCUCUUCUUAUUCAUAUGAAUACAGUGAAGAGGAGGAGGUAUUUGUGGAGGAGGAGCAGCCAGACUGGCAGGAGGAGGAGGAGGAGAAAGAGGAAAAGGAGGAGGAGGAGCAGCCAAAGAAAAAGGACCCCAAGGACAAGGAAAAGAAAGCUGCAAAGGAGGAGGAGCGAAAGGAGAAAAAGGUUUCCAAGGAAAAGGAAGCUGCAAAGAAGGAGAAGAAGCCCCAAAAGGAAGAGAAGCCCAAGGAGAAGGAGAAGGAAGAUGACAAGGAUAUGGAGGAGGGGAAAACAGCCAAGAAGCGAAAGGAAAGGAAGAAAGUGGUCAAGGAGGAGGAGGAGGGGCAGGAGGAGGGAAAAGAAAAAAGAGAGAAAGAGGUGGAUGCUUCUGACCUGUGA
This is a messenger RNA of Cladocopium goreaui, 2949 nucleotides long. The record is from the annotation of a GenBank genome assembly. NCBI's taxonomy places the organism in Eukaryota, Dinophyceae, Suessiales, Symbiodiniaceae.